CGGCGGGUCCAAGCUAGGCGGGUAGGGGCUAGAAAGAGGCCGAGCUCCCCGGCUCAAUCUGCGGGGCGUCUCUGGAGCUUCACUAUCUUCCUGGACCGGAACGCGGCGGCCGGGGAGAGGAGGGUGCAGGGGACGCGGCGAUGGCUCCGUGGGGACUCCCGGGGUCCGCUGUGCUCUCUGCUGCGGUGUUCGUGGGAGGCGCCGUGAGUUCGCCGCUGGUGGCCCCCGACAACACUGGCAACCACGCGUUACACUCCCGAGCAGAGACUACUCCGUCAUCACCCACCAACAACGCUGGGAAUGGACACCCGGAAUAUAUCGCGUAUGUGCUUGUCCCUGUGUUCUUCAUCAUGGGUCUCCUUGGGGUCCUCAUCUGCCACUUGCUUAAGAAGAAAGGCUAUCGGUGUACGACAGAGGCUGAACAGGAAGUUGAAGAGGAAAAAAUAGAGAAGAUAGAGUUGAAUGACAGUGUAAAUGAAAACAGUGACACCGUUGGGCAAAUUGUCCACUACAUCAUGAAGAACGAAGCGAAUGCAGAUAUUUUGAAAGCCAUGGUAGCUGACAACAGCGUGGCCGAUGUUGAAAGCCCUGUGACCCCUAGCACCCCGGGGAGCCCACCUGUGAGUCCUGGGCCCUUGUCACCAGGGGGCACCCCAGGGAAGCAUGUCUGCGGCCACCAUCUGCACACAGUGGGAGGUGUCGUUGAGCAGGACGUGUGCCAGCGCUGUCGGCACAAGCGGUGGCACUUCAUAAGACCCACCAACAAGUCCAAAGAGGGCCGGCCGCGGCGUCAAGGGGAGGUCACGGUCCUCUCUGUUGGCAGGUUUAGAGUCACCAAAGUGGAGCACAAGUCAAACCAGAAGGAGCGGAGGAGUCUGAUGUCCGUCGGAGGGACCGAGAGCGUCAACGGCGACGUGCCCGUGACGCCCGUGAAGAGAGAACGGAGUGACACGGAGUAGCAGCAGUGGCUUUCUUGAAGAGUUCUAAGAGACUCCAAACUUGCAAGAUAUGAAGUUGACUGGGGAAUAUUUUUUAUAUAUUUUUUACAGUUUCUAUCAUGAAGUCAAUGGGCAUGUGGCUCAAACCCAAAAGGGAAUAUUUUUGCUAUGCUGAACACAGAAUUCAGUUUGCUUUGAAAGAAGUUUGGGACUUAAAAGUCUGACGAAAAUUUUAGUUCAGCUUCCCAGAGGGGAAGAGCUCAUUUUAUUUUUUUGUACUUGUGGACCGUCCCUAGCCACCCACCAUGGUUCCCAGUUGCCCAUUCCCGGCUGUUCCGUACACAAGCGGCUCCUCCCUUGGAAUCACGACCUUAUGAACAGCGGAGCCGUUCACAGCCUGAGCUGCUGUGUUCACAUCUGUUACUCAAGCCAGAUUCCAUUUUGAUACUGGUUAUAAGAUCUUCGUAUACACAGUUGGGCUGUUACAGAAGACCCUUCCCUGAAAGGGGUCCUUGGAAACAUCUAGUGAGUGCUCAGAAGCCCAUCCCCCAGGAGAUCAUGGAAUCAGAUGGAAACCAGAGCCCUGGAGACUUCGGAUGCCUGGACCAAGAAUUCAGCAUUGACUCCUGCUGCCAUCUGGCCACGCCUGUCACUCUUGGGUCACUUAGAAAAUACAGAGACUAUUACUGUUUUUAUUUAACUUAAUCUAAACAGUUCUCCUUUAGUCUAUCUGAGUAAAAGGGGAAAUGGUCUAAAGUCACUCUAAAAAAAAUCCGUUUUGACAACCAGAGACCAAAACAAAACACUCCUUAAGUAAACGAGCCCCUGCUGAGACCUCUGUGAGUUUUACUCUGGGUCCUGCAGUUCAUCCUGUAACUGAUGCUCAGUAGAGGCUUCUGAGGAAGACUGCAAGUUCAAGGCCUGCGUGGGCUGCAGAGAGAGUUCAGGGAUAGCCUGGGUGACUGAGCCAGACCCUGUCUCAAAACAAAAAAGUGAAAAGAGAGCUAGGAUGUUGCUCAGUGGUAGAGCACCUUCCCGGCAUGCUCAGCCACUCUUAGAGGUUGGUCUCUCUGGUAGCUUUGUUUAUAGAACACCCGGAAGUGCACAGAAACAGCUGGUAUUUGUGUGGGGUGGGGGUGGGGCAAGCUCCGUGCCCUGCCUCCACUGGUGUGACGCAUUGAGUACUUCAUUUAUUUCAGAGAGAAAGGGUUUGUUUUUGUGUUUGUUUGGCUCCACAAAAAUAAGAAAAAAGAAAAAAAGGGGGGAAAAAAAAACCAGAUUUUUGUAAAAGUAUACCACAGGGUAUUUUCUGUAGAUAUGAUUGAUUCUGUUUCUGGAAACAAGCUAACUUUUUUCUAAUGUUUUAUGUGAGUGGUAGAUGCAGUUUGAUGUGACCACACUGGCCGCUGAUGUCUGGCGUGUGUGUGGUGUCUACAAAGCAGAGAAGCCGGUGUGGAUGCAGGAUUCACCGUGGUCCAGGAACAGGACUGUGUGUUCGUGGGAGUAAUGUUUGUGCAGCUACGCCAAUAUUUUCACUUAAACAAAACAUACAUUUUGCAUUAAAAAAAAAAAAAAAAAACCAUAAUGUCCUUUAAGUGGUGAUGGGCUAAUAUGUAAGAUACUCUUCAGCUUUAAUUAUUUUUUUAAUUUUAUUCACUCUAGAGAGCACUUUCUAUAGCAAUAAAAAAACAAGAAUACGCAAAGAUAUUUAAAAUCGUAUUUAUAUACCAAGAGUACAUUUUAAACAUUUUUAAAUAUUUGAGCAGUUGGGUGACUGGCUUCCAGAGAUGCCAAAAAUUCAGCAUUCAACACUUUUCAGUAAGUAAGCGUUGUACUGGUUUAUACCGUCCGGUGAGAAUCUUGAGUGUUCCCAGCACCCCUGACGUUUAUGGGUACCACCUUCUUCCUCUUCCUGAGAAGGGUUGGGGAUCCGGGACAAGCUCACUGUCCACAACACUAAUGACGGGUAGCUUCUUGGUGUGACAAAGGAGUCACUUGCCACCUUGAUGUAAAAAAAAAAUUGUAAAGAAAAAUUUUCACUGUUUCCAGUGUCAAAUGUAUUUUUAACUGUCUGGUUUGUACUUUUUAUGAAUUUUGUACUACCAAAGCAGGGUUAAAAAUAAAAGUGUUAAACCAG
This is a messenger RNA of Peromyscus maniculatus bairdii (prairie deer mouse), 3075 nucleotides long. It is a transcript of the gene Rell1, whose product is annotated as RELT like 1. NCBI's taxonomy places the organism in Eukaryota, Metazoa, Chordata, Mammalia, Rodentia, Cricetidae. Gene Ontology annotation, biological process: positive regulation of p38MAPK cascade. Gene Ontology annotation, cellular component: plasma membrane. The record is from RefSeq and is a predicted model, not a curated record.